AAGAGUAACGCGAAGUUGGGAACGUAGCAAUUGAGAAAAUGGAAACCAUUUAUCUAAAUUUCUGAAUUAAAAAGGGAAAAAUCAGAAUCGAAAAUGUUCGGUGGUGGAUAGUCCGGUGGAAAUCUCAAGCAAAAUGGCAGCUACCAACCAAAUUUCUAUAACAACCAAGGCCAGCGAUAUAGUUUAAAUGAAUAGAUUCUAACCCUAAACCCAACAGAACAACGACGAGCAAGGGAAGGAAGUCAGAUGGCUCUGUAUCUGUCGACUUCACAUUUUCCCAAGACUGGGUCUUCCAAAUUACAGUCUUCUUAUUCCUCUUCUGUAUUCCGCUGCAAUGGCAGAGCUAGAAGCUCCAGCUUAAGCAUAUGCCACAGUAAUAAUAAAUUUGGCAUUGUGCGGAGCGAAUCAGAAUGGACAAGGAGAAGAAGACUUUCUUUAAGAGCGGCUUCUACAGGCGGAGGAGGUGGCGCGGGGAUUGGAAAUAACGGUGGCGGGGGAAGCGGAGGCGACGGAGAGGGCGAGGAGAAUGAGAAGAACAGGUCGGAGGCAAUGAUGGCGCUGGCGGUGAUGGGAAGGUCGCUGGACAGCAUUCCGUCAGAUUUGGCGACGGCUGUGAAGGCAGGGAGGGUUCCUGCCCCCAUCAUCAAUCGCUACCUUGAAUUGGAGAAGUCGUCGUUCUUUCGCUGGCUUCUGCAGUUCGGCGGAUUCAAGGAGAGAUUGCUAGCUGACGAUCUAUUUCUUGCAAAGGUUGCCAUGGAAUGCGGUGUUGGCAUCUUUACCAAGACAGCAGCAGAGCUAGAACGCCGAAGAGAAAAUUUCACAAAAGAGCUAGAUUUUGUCAUAGCAGAUGUGGUUAUGGCCAUAGUUGCAGAUUUUAUGCUUGUAUGGCUUCCUGCCCCUACUGUUUCCCUCCGUCCGGCACUUGCUCUUGAAGCUGGAAUGAUUAGCAAAUUCUUUUACAACUGUCCAGAUAAUGCUUUCCAGGUUGCUUUGAGAGGCACAUCUUAUUCCUUACUUCAACGAGUAGGAGCAAUUGUGCGCAAUGGAGCAAAGUUGUUCUGUGUGGGAACCUCAGCAUCCUUGAUUGGUACGGGAGCAACAAAUUUAUUGAUAAAUGCAAGAAAGGCAGUUGAUAAAGAAUUUGCUGGGGAAGCAGAAGAUGUGCCAGUAAUAUCCACAAGUGUAGCCUAUGGAGUAUAUAUGGCAGUUUCAAGCAACCUACGGUACCAAUUAUUGGCCGGUGUUAUUGAGCAAAGGAUUUUGGAACCUUUGUUUCAUAAACAGAAAUUGGUGCUAAGCAUGUUAUGCUUUGCUGUAAGAACAGGAAACACGUUCUUGGGCUCAUUAAUGUGGGUAGACUAUGCUCGUUGGACCGGAAUACAGAAGAUACGGGAGUAAAAUUGUUGUUUGAAAUAGAUUAUAAUUUGUUUUGUGAUCAAGAUUUGGAUGGAUAGUCCUCCAGUGCAUAUGGGGAGGCAUCAAUUAUUUUAAGUAGAGAUGGCACCAAAACUUAAAAUACACCUCCCAACAGUGUUUUUUGCAAUCAAUGAUUGUGUCCUAAACAUUUAGGAAAAUUAUUCUUUUUUAUAAUGAACAGAUCUACAUGGUCUUUUGAUUUU
Cryptomeria japonica (Japanese cedar) is the source of this 1619-nucleotide messenger RNA. RefSeq names its product protein RETICULATA-RELATED 4, chloroplastic. Lineage: Eukaryota; Viridiplantae; Streptophyta; Pinopsida; Cupressales; Cupressaceae. The transcript has 8 exons. The coding region runs from base 247 to 1398 and encodes 383 amino acids. The record is from RefSeq and is a predicted model, not a curated record.